This is a messenger RNA of Maniola jurtina (meadow brown), 2114 nucleotides long. RefSeq names its product phosphoacetylglucosamine mutase (gene nst). The transcript has 12 exons. Gene Ontology annotation, molecular function: phosphoacetylglucosamine mutase activity. Lineage: Eukaryota; Metazoa; Arthropoda; Insecta; Lepidoptera; Nymphalidae. The record is from RefSeq and is a predicted model, not a curated record. Bases 112 to 1761 code for a protein of 549 amino acids. Gene Ontology annotation, biological process: carbohydrate metabolic process; UDP-N-acetylglucosamine biosynthetic process.
AUGGUCAUAAUUCGCCGCUGUCAAAGCGGGAAUGUGGAAAUCUCGUUUGUUGAUUCCAAGUGAUUGUACCUGAUUUAUUCGCGGCCUUAUAAAUUAAUUUCGCCGAACAGAAUGCCGCCGAGUAGCCUUCGAGUCGUGUACGCGUUCGCCAGGGAGAUGCAUCCAAAAACCACGGACGUAUUCAUUCAAUACGGCACGGCCGGAUUCCGUACCAAAGCCAGUCUUUUGGAGCAUGUGGUCUACCGCAUGGGUCUGCUCGCGGUACUCCGCUCGCGUUGCAAAAAUGGUCGCACGAUAGGCAUCAUGAUAACAGCCUCGCACAACCUGGAGCCAGACAACGGCGUGAAGCUCAUCGACCCCGACGGAGAGAUGCUGGAGCAGAGCUGGGAGGAGAUCGCCACCAGACUCGCUAAUGUCAGUGACAAUGACUUAGAAUCAACGACGGGCGAGAUCAUCAAGCAAGUCAACUCGGACAUGUCGCUUAAAGCCAGUGUCUUCAUUGGAAUGGACACAAGGUACACAAGUCCACGCUUAGCAGCGGCGGCAGUCCACGGCGUAAUAGCUUUGAAGGGCACUCCUAAAGAAUUCGGCAUUGUUACCACACCAAUACUACACUUCUGUGUCAAGUGUCGAAACGACAACACGUAUGGGACACCUACUGAAGAAGGUUACUACGAAAAAAUCGUCGGUGCAUUUAAGAACAUUCGUCAAAAGCUGCCUGUAUAUGGCGCUUACAAUACUACACUACAUGUCGACGGAGCCAAUGGCGUUGGCGGGAAGAAGCUGAACAUCAUCAGGAAGAGCUUGGACGGAGAGCUUGACUUAGUGCUGUUCAACCUUGGGGGAAAUGGAGGGAAGUUGAACUUGAAUUGUGGCGCGGAUUUCGUCAAAGUGUCCCAGAAGCCACCAGUGGGUAUGGAGCUGGUGCCUCUCCAGCGGGUAGCUUCGCUAGACGGCGAUGGCGACCGACUCGUCUACUUCUAUAUGGGCGAAGACUGUAAAACCAUGCACCUUCUAGACGGUGACCGCAUAGCGACUCUGUUGGCGAGCUUCAUAAUGGAUCAGUUAAAAGCAUGCAACGCAAAGGAUCUCAGAGUGGGACUGAUACAGACCGCAUAUGCUAACGGUGCAUCUACGCGAUACAUUACUGAAGAUCUGAAAAUCCCAGUGACGUGUGUAAAGACGGGCGUCAAGCAUCUACAUCACGCGGCGUUAUCAUACGAUAUUGGGGUGUACUUCGAAGCGAAUGGACAUGGUACAGUAGUAUAUAGCAAUGAAGCUAAAAAUACUAUCAGGAAGAUCGCUCAGGAUGGUGAUGCAGAAGAGCGCAAAGCUGCAGACCUGUUACUCAACUUCAUUGAUAUGACAAAUGAAACUGUUGGAGAUGCUAUAUCAGACCUAUUCCUAGUUGAAACAGUUCUUUGCGCCCGAGGACACAAUGCGCAGGAGUGGAUGAGUGUUUAUACUGACUUGCCGUGUCGACAACUGAAGGUCACUGUGGAGGACCGCAACGCGAUAUCGACCGCUGACGCCGAGCGUCAGUGCACAUCCCCAGAUGGGUUACAGGACAGAAUAAACGAGCUGGUCUCUAAAUAUACCAGUGGGAGAGCGUUCGUCCGUCCGUCCGGUACCGAAGACGUUGUUAGAGUUUACGCCGAAGCCGCCACACAGCAAUCUGCAGACAAGUUAGCAGCGGAGGUGUCUCAAGCAGUUUUCGACCUGGCGGGAGGCGUUGGCGACAGACCGACAUUACCAGAAUAAAUUAUAUAUUAGUAUCAUAGUCACAUUUAUAUAGGGAGGCCAUAUCUAAGGUUCAAAACCUUUACCAAAAAUAAGUACGAUUUCAUUCGAAAAAACCGAUUUGAUACUUAGCUCGGUUUUUGACGACGGCCUUGGUGCAAUGGUAAGCGCUGUGGUCUUAUAAGUUGGAGGUCCCGGGUUCGAUCCCCGGGAGGGGUAAUUUGGGCACUUACGGCCGUAUUCACAAUCAUUACUUAAGGUCUCACAGUGCGCUCGAACGCAUAGUGUAGGUUCCACCAAUCAGAUCAUUGUAAAAUUACGUGAUACAGUCGUCUGAUUGGUGGAGCCUACACUAUGCGUUCAAGCGCACUGUG